AAAAUCCAUACCAGACCCUUAUCCGAGCAUGCAGCCUGGCAGGUCAGGAAAGGGGGGGGACGAGCGAGCGCCCUCCCUUCCUGAACCAUACCAGGCCACAUGCCCUCAACAUGGGGGGGUGCUUUGGGGCAGGUGAUCAAGCAUGUGAUCCCACCCCAUGUCACAGCUCAUGCGCAGAUUUUUUUUAUUGGUAAAAAGAUCGGCCGAUUUGCCGAUAAUUGCCGCGAAAAUUGGCCGAUCAGCAAAAUCGGCCGAUUUUUUUUCCAAAUUUCCUGAUAAACAAAAUGUGCCAAAAUCCCAAAAAACGGC
Staurois parvus is the source of this 309-nucleotide messenger RNA. Lineage: Eukaryota; Metazoa; Chordata; Amphibia; Anura; Ranidae. The record is from the annotation of a GenBank genome assembly.